AUGCGUUGGGCAGGAAGCAUGUUCCUCCUCCUCUUCACCCUAUCCAUUCCCUUCUCCCAAGCUUGGUCCAUUGAUUACCCCAGCCCCAUUGCCAACCUUCCUUCUCUCUGGACCAACAACAAUGCCACUGUCCCCUACAACGCGACCUACGCCUCCGGUUCGAUGAUCAGAGCCAUUCUUUUCAGGCAAAACCCGGUUGGGUAUGGUCCAUCCUUUGCCUGCGGCUUCAUUUGCACCGCUCCCUGCGAGACUUUCCUCUUCGCCGUCUUCUCUGUAUCCAUUGGUGAUACCAGCGCCGCAGCCAUCAAUGCCUCAGCACCACCAAGGGUCGUGUGGGCAGCCAACAGGUACCAUCCGGUGAGGGAGAAUGCAUCAGUCCAGAUCACCAGGGACGGCAAUCUUGUACUCCGAGACUUUGAUGGCUCACCGGUCUGGUCCACAAACACAUCAGGCAGCCCCGUCGUCGGUAUGAAUCUUGCUCAGACUGGCAACCUGAUUCUCUUCGAUGCGGUGGGGAAGACGGUGUGGGAAUCGUUCGAGCACCCUACCGACACGCUCCUUAUUGGGCAGUCGCUGAGGCAAGGGCAGAGGCUUACUUCAGUUUCCACAAAUUGGACUCAAGGUCAGUUCUACCUCACCGUGCUUGAUCAUGGCCUGUAUUCUUUCGUCAAUGGAGAUCCUCCAGAGUUCUACUAUCAGAAAAGGUUCAAUGCUACUGAUGCAAUGGUUCAAUCAAAGAUGAACAUAUCCUCUGGUGAAGUGAAGAAUGGCACAGCUUAUAUUUCCUUCUUGAAAGGUAGCCUCUCAGCAUUUGGCGGCUUAAACAACACGGACAUCAAGUUGUUCGAUAUACCAUUGCCGUGGCCAUCUUCAGCACAGCUCAUAAGCCUCGAGGAUGAUGGGCAUCUAAGGGUUUAUGGUUGGGGUGGCAUCUCAUGGGAGUCUCUGGCUGAUGUUCUGGAUGUUUACCCUGAUGGAUGUGCAUAUCCUACAGUAUGUGGAGAGUAUGGAAUUUGUUCACAAGGACAGUGUAGUUGCCCAACUGGAAAUUCAGGAGAUGCACCUUUUCGUCAGCUGGAUGUUCGGCACCCUGAUAUGGGCUGUUCACUAGCCAUUCCUCUCUCUUGUGACUUUAUACAGCAUCAACAGCUUCUGCCUCUCACGGGCGUCACAUACUUCAAUUUUGGAAAUAGCUGGGCUACUCAUGAAGAAAGUUGCAAGGAGGCAUGCUUGAAGGCCUGUACAUGCAAAGCAGUAUUUUUCCGGUAUCAAAAUGAUUCAUAUGGUUCUUGCUAUCUGAUGCCAAAGAUUUUUUCACUUAUUAGUUACAAGCCUGGAACUAUUGGAUAUAACUUGUCUGCAUAUAUCAAAGUGCAGAUGCUACCUCCACCAGCACCGAGUAACGACUUGCAUUUAACUGCUUACCAUGUUGGUGUUCCUGUUCUAGUAGCAAUUAUCGCCCUGCUGAUUCUCGUCAUUAAGAGGGCAAUAUCAAAGCGGAUGCAAGAAGACGAUCCAUUUAAAGGAAUCCCUGGGAUGCCAACACGGUUCACCUAUAAACAGCUGAAGAAAGCAACCAAUAACUUCAGCAAAAAGCUUGGGCAAGGAGGAUUUGGACCAGUGUAUGAAGGAAAACUUGGAAACGUCAAAAUUGCUGUCAAAUGCCUGCGUGACCUUGGGAAUGGGAAGGAAGAGUUCAUGGCCGAAGUCAUCACAAUUGGCAGCAUUCAUCAUAUCAAUCUUGUUAGAUUGAUAGGUUAUUGCUCUGAUAAAUUACACAGGCUCCUUGUUUACGAGCAUAUGAGCAAUGGGUCUCUGGACAAAUGGAUCUUCAAGAAAAACCAAAGUGAUUCCCUCAGUUGGGCAUCUCGAUACAAAAUUAUCCUUGACGUUGCAAAGGGAUUGGCCUAUCUUCAUGAAGAAUGUCGACAGAAGAUUGUUCACCUUGAUAUAAAGCCUGGAAAUAUCCUCCUUGAUGAAAAAUUUAAUGCAAAGAUCUCUGAUUUUGGCUUAGCAAAGCUUAUCGAUAGAGAUCAAAGCCAUGUGAUGACCAAAGUAAGAGGAACAAGAGGCUACUUGGCACCAGAGUGGUUGACAUCAACAAUUACUGAGAAGGCUGACAUAUACAGCUUUGGCGUUGUGCUGCUGGAAAUUGUAAGCCGAAGGAAAAUCCUGGACAGUAACCAGCCUGAAGGAGGCACCAAUCUGAUUAACCUACUGCAAGAGAAAAUGAAGGUUGGGCAAGUCCUGGAUAUAGUGGAAAAUCAUAAUGAAGAUGUCCAAUUGCAUGGAGCAGAAAUGAUUGAAGUAAUCAAGCUUGCAGUCUGGUGCUUGCAGCGUGAGGUCAGCAAACGACCAGCAAUGUCACAGGUCGUGAAGGUGUUGGAAGGUGCCAUGGAUACAGAAAGCACCGCAAGCUUUGAGACAACUAGCAGAGAUGAGAUAUUUGACGCUUCAUCCCCUCUCUCCCCCGUGCCAGUAUCAGCAAGAUGA
Lolium rigidum is the source of this 2493-nucleotide messenger RNA. RefSeq names its product G-type lectin S-receptor-like serine/threonine-protein kinase SD2-5. The transcript has a single exon. Lineage: Eukaryota; Viridiplantae; Streptophyta; Magnoliopsida; Poales; Poaceae. Gene Ontology annotation, biological process: protein phosphorylation. Bases 1 to 2493 code for a protein of 830 amino acids. Gene Ontology annotation, molecular function: protein serine/threonine kinase activity; ATP binding. The record is from RefSeq and is a predicted model, not a curated record.